Molecule: messenger RNA, 884 nt
Organism: Caenorhabditis elegans
Lineage: Eukaryota; Metazoa; Nematoda; Chromadorea; Rhabditida; Rhabditidae
Gene: let-49
Product: Mediator of RNA polymerase II transcription subunit 7
Exons: 5
Coding region: 13-774 (253 amino acids)
Biological process (GO): regulation of transcription by RNA polymerase II
Cellular component (GO): nucleus; mediator complex
Molecular function (GO): transcription coregulator activity
Source: RefSeq, marked reviewed
UUUUCAUUUAAAAUGCUUCCUGGUUUUGGUGCACAAACAGUCAGCCCGUUCCCAAAUCCUCCAGAGUACGCAUCGGCGUAUACAAGUGAUCGAAUCAAUAAUGAUUCAGGUUCGGCACCACCUCCGCCGCAUCCACUUACGGAAUUCAAGGUGUACGGAGAGGAAUAUCGAUUGGAAGAUGAUGUCAUCGCCCCUCUGAAAAACGCCGGUGUUGCUGAGCUCUACAAGAACAAAAAUAAUUGGAAAACCGAGAUGAAGAAGUUGAACAGGUCCGCCAUAGUCGCAUUUUUCGAUUUGGUCGAAAUUCUGAUUCGCGCUCCCGAUCACCCAAUGAGAGAGGAGAAAAUGGUCGAUUUACACACGAUAUUCAUUAAUAUGCAUCAUUUGAUCAAUGAAUUCCGGCCAGUUCAGGCUCGCGACAGUGUUCGAAUUUUACAAGAGAGACAAAUCGAAGAAUUAUCGGAUAUUUGCAAGGAUUUUAAAAAAUAUCUGCGUGAUGGUCGAGAAGUUGUCGAUGACCAAUUCCAAAUGAUCCGUGGGAAGCUUCCAGCUCCACCUCAACCUUCGGAACUGACACGUGUCAAACUGCAAGACGGAGUGCUUCAUAUGCUUCAGGAGACAGAAGCUUCAGAUGACGUGGAAAUGAAAGAGGAAGAAGGAUCGGAAUAUAGUAAAAAGAAAGCGAGGCUGGAACUAUUAUCAAGAGAAGAUGGACCACCGAGUGUUGUACACUUGUUAGCAAGACAGUUUCAUGAUAUCUCACUGAAGAAAUAAUUAAAUAAUUUCAUUUUAAUUUAUUUUACCGGGUUUUCGAACUAUGAUUUUGACUCUGAUGAUCUUCUGAAAUGCUGUAAUUAAAAUUUCGUUUAAAAAUAACUUUUUUC